AUGUCUGCACCCCCAGAGCCAAGGAAGGUUCGCCCAUGGGCGCUGGCCCGCGUCGGUGGGACCGCCGUCAGCCGGCUGAAGAGCCUGCCGUCCAUGGCCUCCUUCAUGUCCGUUACCGAGAGCGUUGAGCGGAGCAGUCCCAAUGGCUCCAUGCUGUCCCUGCCGACGUCAGAUACCGUUAAGUCAGACGACGUCAGAGACGACCCGAAGACGGUCGAGGAACUACGAGCCAAGUUGGAUGAGGCCAACGCUGCUCUCGCACAGAAGAAUGAAACCGUCACGACGCUGCUCGACCGCGCGGGGAAGGCCGAGUCCGCAUUGAGCGCAGCACAGGCAGAGAUUGCGCAGCAGAAGUCGCUACUCGACACCUCGGAGGAGGCGAAGGCGAAGGCGCUCGAAGAGUGCACAUCACUGCGCGAACGCCUCGCGGCGCUCGAAGAAGACCGUUCGCACGACCAGUCCGCGUUGGAAGUCGUGCGUGAUGAGCUCGAGGCGACCCGGAAAGCUGCCGAACGAAAGGACGCACAGUUCGAGGCUGAGCGUGACGCUCGUCUGCAGGUCGAGGAGGAACUCAAACGGACUCGAGCGGAUAAACGCGAUGUGGAGGUAGCCCUCGCACUGAGCCAGGAGAAAAUCAAUGCUCAGACUGAGGAGCUUCACGCUAUGGCCGCUCGUGCGGACACAUUGACCACCCAGAUGGCUACCGUUCAGGCAGAGAGCGCCGAGUGGUCUACGCGGGCCCGUGAACUCCAGGCAGAGCUUGCCACGACGACGCAAGGGCGGGAAGAAGCGCAACGCGAGCUGAUUGAUUCACUCGAACGCCUGCACGAACUGGAGGAGCGCCUUGCGUCCCUCGCGGCGGAGAAAGAGGCUGCUGCGCGGGAAACCGAGAAGAAAGAGGCCGACCUGCAGACCACGGAGCGCGCCCUGGAGCUGGUCGAGCGCGAGCUGGACGAGGUGCAUGCUGAGAACACGGAGCAGGCACGCCGUCUCGAGGAGCUACGUGUUGACCUGGAGAAGGCGCUCGACGAACACGAAGCGACCAGGGCCGAGGCUGUGGCACGAGCACAGGAGCACCUCCGCACGCUCACGGAAACAGAGCAAUUGCAUCAGGGCAAACAGGACAUGUUGCGGGAGGAAUUGACGAAGGCAACUUCGGAACUUGAGGCACGAGAAGCCAAGUUCAACGCAGAUGCGGUCGCCCUGAAAUCCGAACACGACCGGCUUAUGCAGGAGGCAGUUCAACAGGCCAAGGUACUUCAGCACUUCGUUUACGAGAUAGGGUUUCUGACGCCCCAUUUGCAGAUGGACGCUGCCAUCUCGUUCCAGAACGAGAUGUCGGUAGUACGGGCUGACAUGGAAGCGACUGAAGAGCGACUUCGUGCAGCCCAUCAUGCUGCUAUCGAACAAGUGCAGGCCGAGCACAACGCGGCACUCGAGGAACAAGCCAAGUCAUUCCAAGUGCGGGUCGCAGAGCAGGAAGCCACGCUACGGCUCAUGCAAGCAGAGCUCGCGAGGUCGGAAACCGCCUUGCAGUCUAGCACAUUCGAUGUGCAGUCGCUCAGAGCGAGGCUCGACUCUGCGACGGAGCGUGCGACGUCCAUCGCUCAGAUGAAGGACGAGGAGAUACAGCGCCUGCGGAGAGAUCUCGCGAGCACGCACGAUGCCUACGCUGCGCUCUCUGAAGACCUACAAGAUACGGUCCGGAGACACGCGCAGGAGGUGCAGGCGCUGCAGGCGGCACAUGUACAGGAGGGUACGCACCCGGUGGUCCGGCUGCCGUUCAAUCUGAGGUCGACAAUGAUGACAUGGACCGCGGCAGGUGCGAGGGCGGAGACGCUGGCGCCUCCUGCAAUCGCCAAGAUUGCGACACCGGCCCUUUUCGCGUGGGAUAUGCACAUGUAUAUUGCUGUACCACGUUGGACAGUGCAACCUUCAGCUGCUGGGGCAUCCUAUCUGCUGCCGGGCAUAUAA
This is a messenger RNA of Postia placenta MAD-698-R-SB12, 1974 nucleotides long. RefSeq lists its product as hypothetical. The coding region runs from base 1 to 1974 and encodes 657 amino acids. The record is from RefSeq and is a predicted model, not a curated record. Lineage: Eukaryota; Fungi; Basidiomycota; Agaricomycetes; Polyporales; Adustoporiaceae. The transcript has 6 exons.